This is a messenger RNA of Elgaria multicarinata webbii, 1219 nucleotides long. RefSeq names its product N-acetyltransferase 16 (putative) (gene NAT16). The transcript has 5 exons. Gene Ontology annotation, molecular function: acyltransferase activity, transferring groups other than amino-acyl groups. Lineage: Eukaryota; Metazoa; Chordata; Lepidosauria; Squamata; Anguidae. Bases 229 to 1203 code for a protein of 324 amino acids. The record is from RefSeq and is a predicted model, not a curated record.
CGUCGGUCCCCCCACCCCCUCCUUGCCUGCCUGGCUGCCUGCAAUCGGGCCUUUUCCUCUCUCCUUCCUCGCAGCAGUGUCUGUGCUGGACCCCUGGGUGAGGCAAGAGACUGCCAGAGUCCCCAAGGUCCACCGGGACCUCCACCCCACGAGUGACCACCUUCCUGGGAGCCGCACAGCCCUGUAACACAACCCGUAAAGCAGAGCCCCUCUGUGUCCCGUGUAGCCAUGAAGCUGGAAACGCCCAGUUCUGCUGCUGCCUCGCAGCUGGAGUUCGCAGUCGCCACGGAGAAGGAGUUUGAGGAGAUCCUGGCCAUGUCCAAAGGCAUCUACGGGGGUCUCGACUACCUCCCCAGCCGCUACCAUGCCUGGAUCCGUGAGCCCAACCGCACUGUCGUGCUGGCCAAGAGGAAUGGAGCCGUGAUUGGGCUCCAGUCUGUCUACAUCAUAGAUGCUGGGGAGACGGCCCUGGUGGAGGGGCUACGUGUGGCACCCUGGGAGCGUGGCAAGGGCGUGGCGGGUGUCCUGCAGCGCUUUUGCGCCGAGAUGGUGAAGGAGAAGCAUCCCGACGUCAAGGUGUCGCGCCUGACGCGGGACGACAAGCUGGGGCCCAAGGACUUCAAGAAGUACCGUGUCAUUGCUAAGCAGGGGAUCCUGCUUGUGCGCUUCAAUGCCCAGGAGCUGCUGUCCCGGCUGGACACCAUGGUCUUGGCGCUGGCAGAGGGGGGCUUCUGCCCAGAGCCCUCGGAGCUCCUCGUGGGGAGGGAGGUGGCAGAGGUGGUCCUGGCGGAGGCCUUCCGGAGCGAGGUGCUGCCCAACCAGACGAUCAUCCAGGACUGGCAGCCCUUCAAGGCUACCGAAAGCAACCUCAGCCUGCUGCAGAAGAAGGAUCUCUGCUGGGUGGUGGACACCAAGGCCCGGCCCACUGUGGCCACCCUCAGCACCCGGCCCUUCUCCAUUCCGCUGGGCGACGGCUGGUUCUACCUGAACAUCGACGUCUUUGGCCGCAACGUGGCACACGUCAAGAGCCAGCUGAUCCAGCACCUUCGCCUCCAAGUGCCCCCUCUCCAGGGCAGCGUGAUGUGCCAGGUGUUCUUGGAGCCAGGCCUGUGGCUGGAGAUGGCCACAUUCUGCCAGUCGGCGUUGGGCCUGGAGCUGGCCAAGGACUACACCGAACAGUAUCUGCUGGAGUCCGACAUCUAAAGGGCAGGAGAGGGAC